AUGAGUAAAAGUGUCCUAAGAGCGCAGCUGCGUCCUGUACUAGAUGCAAUUCCUCACCAAGAGCUACAGCAACAAGCAAGGUCACUGCUUAGGGCAUUAGCUCCCAUUAUUGACAAAUACGACAAUAUUGGGUGCUAUAUGAAUAUGGAGAAGGGGGAAUUACCAACCGAUGAAAUAAUAGAGGGCAUAUUCAAAGAGGGGAAGAGUGUAUAUUUACCGCGAUGUACCAAUACAGCGCAUUCUGGGCAGAUUAAACUACGUGAUGUAGGGUCCAAGCCGCAGCGGCACCUGACCUUUCAUAGAAUGGACUCUUUUGAACAGAUAAGGAAGUUAAAGCCCUCCGGAAGGUACGGGCUGCGCGAGCCAGAGGCAGAGGAAACGGCGCCUUUACCCCCGGCUGAAUUGGACGUAAUAUUGGUUCCCGGGGUUGGUUUUGAUAUGCAUGGAGGACGACUGGGUCACGGAGCCGGAUACUAUGAUGAUUAUAUGUUCCGAUGCGACAAGUAUAACAAUCGUAGACCGCUGUUGAUAGGAAUGGCAUUAGUCGAACAAAGGGUUCUGAGCGUCCCCAUGGAAUCUCACGACGUAUCGAUGGACGGCAUAGCCUGGGGAGAUGGCAGCUUGGUAUGGACUGGUAGCCGUAACUCAAUUUACAUCGAUAAAUAG
Eremothecium sinecaudum is the source of this 666-nucleotide messenger RNA. It is a transcript of the gene FAU1, whose product is annotated as 5-formyltetrahydrofolate cyclo-ligase. The coding region runs from base 1 to 666 and encodes 221 amino acids. Gene Ontology annotation, biological process: folic acid-containing compound biosynthetic process; tetrahydrofolate interconversion. The transcript has a single exon. Gene Ontology annotation, molecular function: 5-formyltetrahydrofolate cyclo-ligase activity. Gene Ontology annotation, cellular component: mitochondrion. NCBI's taxonomy places the organism in Eukaryota, Fungi, Ascomycota, Saccharomycetes, Saccharomycetales, Saccharomycetaceae. The record is from RefSeq and is a predicted model, not a curated record.